CAGAGAGAAAGUUGUAAGUUCUAAACAUAUUGAAAGUUAUGUUAGAUUGCUUUUACCAGCUGUGACACUCAGUGCAGUCAGUUUACCUGAGCCGAAAAGUUGCGUGCGCACCACAGGUAAAUUUCAUUCACCGCCACGUUCCGCGCUGUUGGCCAAUGAGCAUUCGAAGUUGACGAAAGACGAGUAAAGGAUCCAUGCCGUUGAGAGUUGGAGCAAAACAUUCGUCAACUCGCUCAGGUGAAUCACACGGAUAAAUAGUUUUACCGGGGCCCAAGUGAAUAAUUUAGUUAUGGCCGUUUCUUAUUUGGUGGCCCUGUUUUGUGCCUCAGCGGGGAAAAAUGGCGAAGAACUUGGAUCGGAUGAGGAGCAAGUUAUACUUUUUGUGUACCUGUUAUACGAUGUGACUAAUAAUAAGGUAGUCGCAUUGCAACAACAUUAUGUUAAACCACAGCCAAAUGAACUUUCGGAGACUGUUCUAACAGAAGAAUGCAAAACAGAAACUGGUUUAGAUGAGAAUAUGAUCAAGAAUGGACAGCCUCUAGAUCAUGUUUUAGAAGAGUUCGAUCGGUUUCUGUACUCUAAGGGAGUCCAUCCAGACCACGGUGGAAAGUCGUUUUGUUUCGUUAGUGACGGACCCAAUCAUAUACGUCAGUGCUUCCACCCAGAAACGUGCAAUAAAAACAUUAACCUGCCAGCCUAUUUUAACAAAUAUUAUGACUUGAGAAAAGAAUUUAAGAAAUACUACAAAACAGACGUUAUAAAGAAUAUCAAAGCUAUGCUUGACUAUCUAGGUUUAGAAGGGGACCAGUCAGUUGAAUAUGGUGUACGACAGUGUCAAGAAAUGGCCAGUAUAGUUCAUCGCUUAAUCAAUGAUGGUCAUGUAUUUGGUGAAUCAGAUAUUGUUAGUGAGCGAUUGGAACCUGGUAUAUGCAGUAAAAAUGAAUUUGUUGAUGAUAAUUCAGUUGUACGAGCACGUGGGUUACCAUGGCAGUCUUCAGAUCAAGAUAUAGCUAGAUUUUUUAAAGGUCUUAAUAUUUCAAAAGGAGGAGUAGCCCUCUGUCUCAGUCCACAGGGUAGACGAAAUGGCGAGGCUUUAGUCAGAUUUGAAUCGGAAGAACACAGAGAUUUAGCCAUUAGAAGACAUAAACAUCACAUAGGACAACGUUACAUAGAAGUAUAUAAAGCAACAGGAAAAGAUUUUAUUAAUGUGGCAGGGGGUAGUAAUACAGAAGCUCAAGCAUUUUUAUCACGUGGUGGACAAGUUAUUAUACGUAUGAGAGGUUUACCGUUCACAGCGACAACACAGCAAGUGCUGGACUUCUUUUCAAGAGAUCCCAACCAGUGUAUAGUGCUUGAUGGUGAAGAUGGUAUUCUGUUCGUCCACUAUCCAGAUGGACGAUCUACGGGUGAUGCCUUCGUAUUGUUUGCAUCGGAAGAGGAAGCUAAUAAAGCCUUAAAGAAACAUCGAGAUAUCAUGGGUACACGAUACAUUGAACUUUUUAAAAGUACAACAGCAGAGGUGCAACAGGUGCUAAAUAGAAGUAUGGAUCCCAGGAAUCCGGAACAGCCUGCCGACAGUCAACUUUCACCUCUUAUAGCACAAAUACCACAACAAACGGCUCUACCCAUGCUUCCUCAGAACUUCAUUACGAGUGGUACACGAAGAGACUGUGUCAGAUUACGAAAUUUACCGACAGGUGCUCAAGUGACCGAUAUCCUCACAUUUUUGGGAGAAUACUCACAAUUUAUAGUAUAUCAAGGUGUACAUAUGGUGUAUACCUCCCAGGGUGAAGCGAGUGGAGAAGCUUUUAUACAAAUGGAGUCGGAAGAAGCCGCAGUUCUAACAUCUAUAAACAGACAUCGUCGUCAGAUGAUCUUUGCUAAUAAGAAACGUAUCAUUGACGUCAUCCCAUGCUCAGGAGAUGAUAUGAGUUUAGUGCUAACAAAUGGCAUGCCCAUGACGGCAGCUUUACCGCCAGCAGUGGCACCAAUGAUCCAGCGACAAUUAAUUCCUACGGCUGUUUCACCUCCGACCAUGAUUCCUACAUCAUCGAUAGCUUCCUUACCAUAUCAGAUGCCUCAACCAGCGCCCAUGCAAGCCUUCCAGCAUCAUCCAGCCAUGACGCAUAUUCCAGCACAGAGGCCAGCCUACUUUCCUCCUAUAUUAUACUGGUACCCUAGUCCUCCUGUUUCUCCUCAGAAUUACUUGGCCCCAUCUGGGCCCUCGGUUAUUGUAAUGAGAGGUCUUCCUUUCAAUGCGAGUUGUCAGGAUGUUAUGAAUUAUUUCCAAGGGUUCCCAGAGGUAAACCCAGAAACCAUACAGCUUCAACGCAAUACAGAGGGAAAACCUAAUGGGGAUGCUUUGAUUACGUUUUCUUCACGUACUGAGGCGGAACGUGCAAUACUAGAAAAGAACAGGCGCAUGCUCGGUAAUCGCUUCAUAGAACUAUUCCUGGUUUCCUAACAACCGGCUUCCAUGACAACUGCUCAGUAACCCACAGAAACGUAUUUAUUAAGAUAUUUAGAUUAUUUAUAUUGAUAUUUUAAGAUAACGACAAGGGUACGACCAAAUUUAUUUAUAUAUAUUUUUCUGUGCUGUUUGUAGUGAAUGAUACAUAACCUAAGUAACAAAAUGUAAUCUAAUUCAUGUUGAUUUUUUUGUCUCAUUUUGGUUCCUCAUUUGAAUGGCCAUAGAUGGUGCAAUUAUAUAAUGUACACCAUAUAGAUGCUAUAUUUAUUACGUGUACAAAAUGGCAGGUACAAUAAGUUUGCUAACAAUACCACUAGUCAUUAUAAUUUCUACUUCACAUAUCUUUUUAUCAUAUCAUCCAUAUAAUAUUAUAGAUAAAUUCCAAUUUAAUUGUUUUUUGUAUUCAUUUACAAUAUAAAAAAGUGCUCUUAUUUUAAGCUUUAGCUUAAUUAGGUCUUCCAAACUCUAUAUGCAAAGCUUAAAAAGCGAAAAGAUCUUCCCCAAAACAUUCCAAUAUUCCACCUUUUAUAUAAAAAUAAUAUUUAUUUUUUGCAUACAUUCCCAAUAUAUUUGAUAUAAUUCAGAUGUAAAGAUAAUAUUUGUAGGUUUGUUAUAAUAUAGUAAAUAAAAUAGGUAUUGAUUAUUAUGAAAUACAAAACAAAAUCAAGUACAAUGUAGUAAAAUAAUUAUAACACAAGUGAUAAUAUUUAUUUAUUUAUAAAGUCAAAUUAAUUAUCCUGCAAAAGAUUUUUAAACAAAUUUAUGAAACUUUAAUGAAUAUGGUCUAUAAUUUGAGAAUUAAGUGGCCGAUAGCGUGUAUGAAAAAAUAAUAAAUUUGAUUUUUUUAAAAAAUAAAAUAUAGUGUAAACUAUAUAGCAUUCAUUUAGUAUAACCAAUAUUAUAUGUUCCGUUAAAGAUAAAAUAUAUAUUAUAUAUAACUUUAUUAAUAUUAUACCUUUUAAUGUAUGUGUUUUGUGUAUGCGUGUGAUUUUUUUUGUCUUUAAUGCUCAUUGUACAGUGUAUAUUGUUUUUGUUUUUUAAAAGAAAAGAUAUAACCAUUCUGUUAUUGAAUGCUAUAGCAAAUAUCAAGUAUGAAAUUUAUUGAUUAGCAAGUGAAAUUACAUUCCAGCCAGGAAUUUAAAAUGAUUUUAUCUAUUUUGUGUAAAAUAUGGAUUAUUGAUAAUAUAUAUUAUUUUCUUCAAAUUUCAAAAAUUAAUGUUUAUAGUAUAUUCAUUCUAAAUUAUAUAUUCUAGUCAAAUGAGUUAAUAUGCAUGUUGAACUAAGUAAAUUACUUAGAAAAGGAAAAGUGCAUUUCGAAUUUAUUUUAAAAAAAAGUGCCUUAAUGUAAUUGCACAAGUUCAGCAUUUGUAUGGCACCUAUUACCGCAAUCUCAUUUUUUUUUGUAUAUAUCGUAUAUAUGCAUAUGAAUAUAUUGGCGUUAAAACGUCACAUUGUUAUAGUUUUUAGUUAAUUUUUCUUCAAAAUUGUUUUAUUACCAAAAUAUUAUGUUGACGCGUUUUGUAAACCACUAUCUGGACAUCUAGAUAAACAUUUGUCUACCUGUAUAUAGAGAUAUAUAUAUUAUAUUACAUAUUUAUGUGCAAUACACGGAGCCGAGUCGUGCAAGAUGAAUCAUGGUUCACAAAAUAUGCACAUUUGUAGUUUUCAGUUUUAAUUUAAAGAUCUCAAGACGCGUUCUCUUCUUUCGAUCCAAUGCAAUUCAGUUUAUACAACCAUUUUAUCUUUAUUAUUACAUUUUACUAUACAAUUUUUGGAUUUUAUUUUUAAAUAUAACAAGAUAAAAAGUUUAAUAACAAAGAUUUUAUUAUUUUAAAAUUGCUGAAAUAAUUUGAUUAAAGAAACAUAUGAUAAUUAAUUAAUUAUUAAUUGAUUAGUUGCUUGAAACUGUGACCUUCGUCUUGCAUUCCACCCUCUUGAAAAGCGCAAUUAAAUGAUAUAUUUGUAUAUAGUGAAUAUUUGAUGAAUAUAUUUUAAUUGGGAGAACGCUUACUUGUUUCCCAACUUAUAUUAUUAAUUAAGUAGUUUGAAUUUUAUGACAAUUACCUGCAUGUGUACUGCUUAUGUAUUAUGAUAUUAUAUCUACAAGAAGUUUGAUCUGUUUUUAGAAAGAAAAAAAUAUAUAUACUAAUUAUAGAUGUUUAUACAUGUAUUAUGGAAAUGUAGUGUAGCUACGCAUAAUCUCGAAAAUAAACAUCUAAUUUCAAAACCCUGGUGGCGGUGCCUCUUUUUAUUUCAUCUCAUGGUGGUGGUUUCCGAUCUUUAUGAUUUCAGUAGCACUUUUUCAAGAGAUAUUUAAUUGAAGGCAUACUGAUUUCUUUCUAUUAAGAAAUUUAUUUUAACAUAUACCUGGCUCACUUUGUAAGCCUCGUUUUUAUUUCAUUCUUAUGAACAGGGUUAUUUCUCUUUGACAAUAUAAAGGACCGAUAUUUCGGUUGUCUAGGGUUUAAUAUCUUCAAUUGAAUGUCUCUUCUGUGUAAACAGAUUUUGGCUAUGAAUCCUGCUUAUUAGUUUUUCCAAAGUGUACAUAGUUCAAAACUUUUCGAAUUUCUUUUUGAAAUUGAACUAAGUUAAAUUUAUUUCAAGGUUCAUCUCUGGAUUUAAAUUUUAAUUUUUAUUUUGAUUUGUCUUAAAGCUUAAUCUUUUUGCUAAUCAUACCCAAGCUCUGUUUUUAAUCCGCGGUGUCGAUUUUGAUCCCUCUGAAGCUGCUUCCGUUUAUUGUUAACUGAAUUCAUACGCAAAUCAUCUUUUGCUAUGAAUUCUUAGUCUCUGCUGAAUUGUCUGAAAAUUCUGGUGGAAGUUCCCCUUUUCACUAAAUUAACUAACCACCAGCUAAAUCCAUUUUCUUCUUGGUUGUAGCCUAGCCCAUUCAAUCAAACACUAGUCUUCUUCUUUUUUGAAAAAGAAAAAAAUAAUCCUGGAAUAUUCCAGCAUACCGGUUUGUUAUGAUGACAAGUCACUUUCACUCGUUAAUCUGUUCUCGUCUGCCUGAAACUCAUUUGUACGAAACAGUAUAUCCACAUCCGGUUCGUAAGUUUUACACGUAUUAGAAAUAAUUUUAAAUUAAAUUUUGAAUAUGGUGUUCUUUAAGAUAAAUUUAAUCCAAAUGGAUUUAUCAAAUUUUGAUGAAAAGCUACCAAUUAAUGCCAAACAUGCUUUACGACAACUGAUGCAAAAUAAAAAAAUAAAUUAGGGCACAUGUACGGAAGCGUAUAGGGGUCAUGCAAAAUUUUGUAGAAGACCUCGAGAUCCUGGCGAUACCGUGAUACUUUCUCGAAAUCUCAAUUUAAUGUUCUAGAAAUCUCCUAAUAAUUUUCUCGAGAAUCUCUCAUCCUGUGUUAACGAUCUCGAGAAUUCGAGUUAAUGUUAUCGGGAUCUUGCCAUCCUGUGUAAAUUUUCUCGAGAUCUCGGGUAUUUUAAUGUGCGCGUAUUUUUAAUGUAUUCUCAGCGCCCCGCAACCUGUCGUUUCGGAGUUACCCCCACCCUACCUUUUUCCGAAAACCUUGUUAACGCAAUAGAGGCUACAAUUUCUAACUGAUUUUGUUUUUCAAAUGUGGUGUGAAGCACUAGGACCUUUCGAUUUUCAGUACUCCACAAACUUCUGUUCCAGAGUUAUCCUCGUUGUCCGUAUUUUUUUUUUUUUCAAAUAUGGGAAGAUGAGAGGACGAACCCUAUCGAUAUUCAGCAUUCUGUGGCCCACUAUUCCUCAAUAUACCCCACUCCUUGAAAAAGCCUUGUUAACGUCAUAGAGGCCUCACUUUUAAAUUUUGUGUGAAGAAUUGGGGUCAUGAACUUUAUUUAUUUUCGGCGUUCCGCGGGAUUUAUCCUUGUGAACGGAUAGAAUCUAGAUUUUUGGAAGGAUAAAUUUUUAAUUGUUGCCACUAGAGAAUAAACCUGACAUUCUGUUAUGGCGUUAUUCCUAUUUCCCAUAAACCUUGUGAACGCGAAGCAUUUGUGUCACAAGACAAUAAACUCUGUGUCUAGCUUUAUUCUACAAAAAAAUAUGGUCUGAAAACCAUGCAAAAAAAUUAUAUUUUCAAUAAAAUGUCGCUCACACAUUAAAAUGAAAGAAUUUAACAAACGUGUCUGUAAUUCAAAGCGUCACACAUUAAAAGCUAGCGUGGUAAGGUUUUGAUUUUCAAAAUUUGGCGAGGAGUAUUGGGCCCAUAAGACGAUGAACCCUAUCGAUUUUAAUCAUAUUUCAAAUUUAGUGUAAAUCAUGAGUACCAUAAGAAAAUGGAUGAACCCUACCGAUUAUUCGUUUAUUGGUUAGCAGUUUUCCUUUGUAACAAAUGCUAGAGUUUUUUUGUUUUGUUUUUUUUUAUCAAAUUUGGUGCGAAGUAUUGGGCCAAUGGCUGCUUCACAUCGUGUAGACACUAUCAUAAGAUUUCAUAUUAACUCGGGAUCUUGAGAAAAUUUACCCAGGAUGUCAAUAUCUCGGGAAGAUUCUCGAGAUCGUUAAUUCAGGAUGGAACUAUCCCAGGAAAAUUAUCAGGCGAUUUCGAGAACAUUAAAUUGAGAUCUCGAGAAAAUUUCCAGGUGAUCACGGGAUUUCGAGAAAGUAUCACAAGAUAACUGGAUCUCGAGACCGUCUACAAAAUUUUGCAUGACCCCUAUACGCUUCCGUACACAUAUGCGAUCCAUUUUUGAGCAAUUUCGUGUUGGUGCGUAAGUUUGUGCUCGGACGAAAAAAAGGAAAAUUAUACUUUGAAGAUAAGAUACCCUUUACCGAUACUUUAUAUAAAGUUCCUGCUGUUUUUUUUAGAUAUUCAGUUAUGAUCUUAAAUUAAUUUAGAAGCGCCAAUACAAUUAGUAAGAGAGAAACGUCAUGACGACCUCAUUUUAUUCCACAAAAUUGUAUACGGAUCAGGAUUCCCUGUUGGGUCGAUAGGCAGUAUACUUAUGGGCCGUUUAUACCGAGCUCAAACAAGGUAACCGCAUUUGAUUGAUUAAAUUAGUACCGUUUGAAUAAAGUCGUUUAUACUGCGGGUCAUCGCUGGAUAAUUUUUAUUCGUGUGAAAAAACCGCGGAGUUUACCUCCAGGGCACUGUUUCUAGAAAUUUUAAGUACUAAAGAUAAAAUCCAAAUUUUAGUAGAUACUAGUACUUCAAUUUUGAUUGGCUAAGCGCUAAAAUCAAUCUAAUAUUAUCCAAUCAAUUUACUAAAAUUUGGAAUUUAUCUUAGUUAAGAUUUCGUGAAGUAGGUCCAGGGCUAAUUUUUGGAAACAGUUCGCGCGAUCGAUUUUCAUAAGCUAAUCAGAGUGUGUGAUCAAAUCUUCAAUGAGCCAGUUUUAUCUGCGAAAUUACGCUCGUAUCGCCGCUGUCAGUACGAAUGAUUCGCGCAGAAAGUCACAGUGGUCAGUGAUCGCGUUCGGGCUCAGUAUAAAUGACUCCUAACAGACUGUAGCUUGCGGUCAAUAAAACUGAAGUAUCAACAUAAAUGUUUCGCGAAAACUGCCCCAAUGCCACGUGUCAUCACAUGGUGCCGAAUGUUGUCUUAGAUUGCCCCUUAUUUCGUCACAUAUUCGACUCACAAAUUAAUCAACAUAUUUAAAAAAUACAUAUAUAUAUAGACACAUAACACAGCUUUAGAUCUAAAUUCUUUUUUAUGUUUUGUUUAAAAUAUAUAUAAGUCUGUCCUCUGAAGUCUACUAGUCUCAGUUUAUCAUUUUAUGUAGAACUUUACGGCAUGACGUUGUUAUCAUUAUUGUUGUUUUUUUUUUUUAAAAAACAAAAAAACAAAACCUUGAUAAUUGUUAUUUUUAUUAGUGAUUAUUUUCAUAUUAACAGUCGAAUAAUAAAUAUUGAAGUUACGAAGAUUCUGAUAAUUUCCAGAAAAUUAGAAAUUUUUAGAGUUCUGAGAUGCAAUUUAUAUUAUAUUUCUAUUUUUAUUAUGAGCCUGAUACUCUUAUCGACCGUUGCAAUACGACGCCUAGUCAAAGAGAACAUACAUGGUCGCUAAUCAGAGAGAUUGUUUUACUGUAUGAAUUUUAAGAAUUGUUAAUACCGCCAUCUUAAAUAUAGAAACACGCGAUACAAUGUGUAGCCAAUCCAGAUGACUCUUGCCAGGUGAAAACCUAAUCGGGAGAUAUUUAUUUUAUUUUAAAAUGCCAAGUAAUAUUUAUAUUUUUGGCCGUCUGUUAUAAUGUAUUUAGCAUGUAAGUAUUGUCAUUUAAUUUAUUCACGAAAUAAAUAUCUAUAUUAUAGCUGAA
Messenger RNA from Patella vulgata (common limpet), 8699 nucleotides. RefSeq names its product epithelial splicing regulatory protein 1. The record is from RefSeq and is a predicted model, not a curated record. NCBI's taxonomy places the organism in Eukaryota, Metazoa, Mollusca, Gastropoda, Patellidae. Bases 290 to 2464 code for a protein of 724 amino acids. Gene Ontology annotation, molecular function: 3'-5'-RNA exonuclease activity; mRNA binding. The transcript is spliced from 13 exons. Gene Ontology annotation, cellular component: ribonucleoprotein complex; nucleoplasm. Gene Ontology annotation, biological process: regulation of RNA splicing.